AUGAAUGGCGGUAGCAGGUCGGUUGUGACCCUAAGUCCAUCAGAUAUGAUGUCUGGGUCGUAUGCCUCCAAUUCUAACACUGUUACCGAUUCUGGAGCCGUUUCGUACGACCUGGGGCAGUUAAAGUACAGCUCUGGUGCAAUGGCUACCUUUGCCAUUGAUAGUGAUGCGUAUGAUAUGUCAUUUGAUAUUAGUAAUAUGUUUGGAUCACCAUCAAUCGUUUCAUCCGAUGCCAUAUCUGAUUGGAUAACAAAUGGACUUUCUUCGGGCGGUGAAUGGAAGUCUGGAGACUCUAUGUUGUGGACCUCCCAAGAUACUGUUCUACACAGUCCCUCCUCUGUUGAAAAGUUAAGCGAGACUUCUGGGAUUGGCAGUCUACCCACCAUCGAAACACCAAUAUCUGCUAGAAAAGUGACAACAAUUAGUGUUACUAUCGUGACUAGUGCCAUCCCGUCCGCGAAUUAUGAUAGUUCUACAACUCACGAUCUACCCAGCCUAUCCUUAGUAACAAUUAGUUACAGCGAUGUAUAUUCCUCUAUGAAUCGUGGAGGAAGUUCUGAGAUGACUAAAUCAAAUAAGACCGCGUUACAAUCAAACACGUAUAAUGAACCAGUUAUAAUUGAGAGCUCAAAAGGUGACCAAAUUGCAAGUAGUAACCAUUUAGUAUAUACAUCCUCGACUAGUGGUUUUAAUCUGACUUCACUUGGAGACGUGUCGCGCUAUCAUGUAAGUGAUGGUUCAUCUAAUACAAUGUCUCCUUACAAACAGACCAUCUAUUAUAGCAACAGUAGUUUAGCUACGGUUUCAACAUUUUCCUCGCCAUAUGUUUCUCUAUCUACAAGCCUCGCUAAUUCCGAAGCAAGUUCAUCAUUCAUAGCAUCUACAAUCAUCAAUUAUGUUAGUUCCAUGACUUCGACGCCUGUCUUAUCAACUACGUCGAUUAAGGAAUACACACCAUCUAGCAUUGUGAAAAGUAAAAAAUCUUCCACCUCAGGUCCUAUUCAAAAAACGUCAUUAUCAGAUAUAACUAACAAAUCUCUGCCAUUAAAUAGGGUUCAAGACAGUCCUCAUUCUACUGACCAAAUUUCAACCUUAUUUACGGUCUCAGAAUUCGAACCCAUCACAUUCUCAAAAAAAACCGCAUCAAGUGUUGUUACUAUAUCCUCGACAGAAGAAUUCAUGAUGACGUCUCUGGUCUCACAAGAAAUUGCUAUAUCAAGUAAUGUAAUAUUGCUCCGUUCAUCAGAUGCUAUGUCAGGUGAUGAAUAUAUUUUAAAAUCCACUCCAAUUUUACCGGGAUCGAUUCUAACCACCAAAUCUGAGCAAUCCACAUUAUUAUUGCCAAGCACAGUUAGUAAACAAUUCACAACUUCAAUGAUAAUUUCAGGAAAUACUAGAUUAUCUACUAUGCAUCAUAUUACAUUGUCCAGGACUAGGAACCCGAGUGAAAGUUCUGAAUCGAAUACCGCACAUUGCAGCAGUUCUCGUACUGAAUUAAAACCAGCCCAGAAUGACGGAAAGCAUUCCUAUGAUGAUAUAUCUAGGAAUGCAUCUACAAUUUCGUCGUUAAUGCCAUCAGAUAUUUAUCCUAGUGAACGUAAUGAUCUAACUAGUUCAUUAUCACUUGAUAUUUCUACAAGUGACAAGAAAGGUACGAUCAGUGUCCCAACCAAUUCUAUCAAGGGAAGCUCACCUAUUAUUACAAAGUCGGAAAGAGCCUCCACUACUCCAACAAUUUUGAGUUCUGAGACAAAUUCAAGAACAAUAUUACAUGGUAGUAGUUACUCGCAAAGUACUUCAGAAGAAAAUUCAACCUUGUCUACAUACCAUGGGAGUGGUUCGACAUUCAACAUUAAUUACACUUUUACAACCUUUUUAUUAUUACUAAACUUUAUGAUUUAG
Molecule: messenger RNA, 1902 nt
Organism: Maudiozyma saulgeensis
Lineage: Eukaryota; Fungi; Ascomycota; Saccharomycetes; Saccharomycetales; Saccharomycetaceae
Source: the annotation of a GenBank genome assembly